AUGUCUACCUUUUCUGCUUCUGAUUUCAACUCGAAAAGAUACUCCUCUUCAAGACCUUCCUAUCCUUCCGAUUUCUACAAGAUAAUUGAUGCAUACCAUGAUGGAGAAAGAAAACUACUCGUCGAUGUUGGGUGUGGACCAGGUACUGCCACUUUACAGAUGGCUAAGGAGUUGAAACUAUUUGACCGAAUUAUUGGGAGUGAUCUUUCUGCCACCAUGAUUAAGACUGCGGAAGCUAUAAAGGAAGGAAGUUCUGAUACAUACAAGAACGUUUCAUUUAAAAUUUCCUCCAGUGAUAACUUCGAAUUUCUAGGCGCAGACUUAGUGGAUAAACAGACGGUCGAUAUGAUCACCGCUGUAGAAUGCGCCCAUUGGUUUGAUUUCGAAAGGUUUCAGCAAUCCGUUUAUGCCAAUUUGAGGAAAGACGGCACCAUCGCUAUUUGGGGCUAUGCGGACCCAAUAUUUCCAGACUAUCCUGAAUUUGAUGAUCUAAUGAUUGAAGUUCCAUAUGGGAAGGAAACCCUGGGGCCUUAUUGGGAACAACCGGGCAGAUCUCGCCUUCGCAACAUGCUAAGAGACUCCCACUUGGACCCGGCACGUUUCCAUGAUAUUCAGGUUUCAUAUUUUUGUGCAGAAGAUGUAAGGGAUGAGGUAAAACUCCGCCAGCAUACAGAGAAACCAUUGCUAAUCAGAAAGCAAGUUACUCUAGUCGAGUUUGCAGAAUACGUCAAAACCUGGAGUGCCUACCAUCAGUGGAAGCAGGAUCCAAAGAACAAAGACAAAGAGGACGUGGCAGAUUGGUUUAUUAAAGAGUCCCUGAGACGAAGGCCGGAACUUACCGCCAAUACCAAAAUUGAAGUUGUUUGGAAUACUUUUUACAAGCUUGGUAAAAGGAUCUAA
This is a messenger RNA of Saccharomyces paradoxus, 900 nucleotides long. It is a transcript of the gene TMT1, whose product is annotated as trans-aconitate 3-methyltransferase. The coding region runs from base 1 to 900 and encodes 299 amino acids. Lineage: Eukaryota; Fungi; Ascomycota; Saccharomycetes; Saccharomycetales; Saccharomycetaceae. The transcript has a single exon. The record is from RefSeq and is a predicted model, not a curated record.